GCGGAGAAGGGGGAAUGGGAGUGUGCGUUGUAAUCUACACAAGUGGGGGAGUGGAUGAAUUCAUUGCCUGGCAUGCCACACUAUUACCACCGUGGGAGCUACUGGCGUCAUCUAUCAACAGCCAUUGAGUCACAGCAGUAAUGAGCUCGCGCUCAGGAACCUGCACAAGACAGCUUACAGAUAGCUUAGGCAGAUUUGAAUGCAGCCACAACUGCAUUUGUCGUAGUUGCAAAUUUUUUGGCCCUCACCAUCCUGGCCCUGCAUUGUUGAGAGAAAGAGAGAGUGUGGCGGGGGAGCUUGGCGUGUCGUUUCUUUGAAGGGGUGUGGUGGUGGGUAUGCUUGCAGCAGUGGCGAAGCGCUGCUCUUGAUUCAUCGAAGCAGACAACAGUUAAUUGCUACAGCUCAUGGUUGCAAGCUCGCUGCUUGAGCUGACUCAGCGGGACGUCGUGGUCUCGACUCAGCGAUCUUCUGGUGUUUGAGAAGUUCUUGUACUUGCCGAGACUUGAGAGUGGGACGUACCAAUUGAAGCGUUGGCCGUGGUGGUUUAGUGCAUUGGAAUCGGCGGCUCACAAAGUUUUCGAGCUGGAGAGGGAGUGACAGUCGGAAAGGUUUCUCUCUGCUGCAGUGUGAGAUAGCGAGCGACUGAGAGAGAGAGAGAGAGAGAGCGUGAGUGUGAGAGUGAGAUAGCAGUAACCGAGCUUCUAGCUUGCGUUUCGAUGGCCCGCAACAGUGAAUCGAGCUUGUGGAGCUGAGGGCUCUUGAAGUAGGAGUUUUCGGACGUUCGGUGUGCGAAGGAGGUGACAUUUGUCUUGGUCGGAGGAGUUGAGCAUUUCCGCCGGCUCGGGGGGGAGGGGGCCUCUCUAAGAGUAUGCCACGUCGUCGCUUAGUGAUGUUGUGUGCACGCACACAGAUAACAUUAGCGCGUGACACUCAUAUCCUGCUUCCGAAGAGUGAGUCACUCACGUAAGUUGUGAUAGCUGUGUCAAGAGUUCUGCUUCAAAACGCCGGCUUUGGGCUCGAGCGCGUUGGCACAUCUGCACAGGGCAUUGACAAACUAGCUUCUCAGCAUUGUUCAGUAAUACUUGAUCAAGACUUCGAAGAAAUCGGAGACUUGUGAACGAUGCAGUACUUAGUGAUGAGCCGGGGGGACAAUUGCACCCAUUUUCACAGUCAGAACCAAGGGCAGACAGGACUGGGGAUGUGUACCGGCCCUAAUCGCAUGGAUUCAUGGAUGUUAACACAGGUGAUGCUCGCUGGUGUGGUCACCUUCUUGGUGUGGCAUGUGAUUAAGUACAGCAGAAUCAAAGGACCCAUCGUGUGGCCGGUUUUCGGCACCACGCCGCAAUUUUUGUGGAACCUGCCGCGCAUGCACGAUUGGACAACUGACAUGUUGGUGAAGCACGACGGGACCUACACCUCCAUUGCGCCCAAGUGCACUUGCUUGACCGCCGUCGCGACUUGCAGGCCUGAAAACCUGGAGUAUGUUUUGAAAACCAAUUUUGCCAACUAUCCCAAGGGGAGGAGCUUUACAUACCCCUCCCACGAUCUAUUAGGUCAAGGCAUUUUCAACACAGAUCACGACCUAUGGAAGAUGCAGAGGAAGACGGCGAGUCUAGAGUUCAGUACCCGCACUCUGAGGGACCUCAUGGUGAAGGCCAACCGAAGCUCAGUGGGGCAACGCCUCUUGCCCGUCCUUGCCGAUGUGGCCAGAAAUAGAGCUCCCAUAGACUUCCAGGACCUCUUCCUGCGCUACACAUUCGACAAUAUAUGCAUGGUAGGAUUCGGUGUGGACCCUGGCUGUCUCGCACCUGGCCUACCCACGGUGCCCUUCGCACAGGCCUUCGACCUCGCCACAGAGGGCACUCUUACGCGCAUGGUGGUACCUGAGAUUUUCUGGAGAAUCACCCGCGCACUGGGAUGGGGAAUGGAAGGCCGGUUGGCGAAAGCCAUCAACGUCCUCGACAAAUUCGCAAUGGAUGUGAUCACCGAGCGACGGAAAGAACUCGCCAUGCUCAAAACCCUAAAUGCCACCGACUAUCCAUGCGACCUCCUCUCGCGGUUCAUGCAGACCACGGACCAUGAGGGCAACCCCUACACCGACAAGUUCCUUCGCGACGUGACCACGAAUUUUAUCCUCGCGGGGCGCGACACCACCGCCAUCGCCCUCUCCUGGUUCUUCUACCUGAUCACGCAGCACCCCGCUGUAGAGGAGAAAAUCCUCCUAGAGAUUGGAGAGAUUCUUCGAUCUCGAAACCACGGCCAGGACAAAGAAGCUGCUGAUGACGACGCCACACGAAUCACCCAAGAAGCCUCCCUCAGCUUCGAGGAGCUGAAGCAGCUGAACUACCUCCACGCCGCGCUCUCCGAGUCGAUGCGACUCUAUCCUUCGGUUCCUAUUGACAACAAAGACGUCACAGCCGACGACUUUUUACCCGACGGCACCUUCGUCAGGAAGGGUACUCGUCUCAUGUACUCGAUCUACUCCAUGGGAAGGAUGGAUUCCAUAUGGGGAAAAGAUUGUAUGGAGUACAAACCCGAAAGAUGGCUUCGCAAGGGCGUCUUCACACCUGAGUCGCCAUUCAAGUAUGCCGUUUUCAAUGCCGGGCCUCGGUUGUGCCUUGGCAAGGAGCUCGCGUACCUGCAGAUGAAGUCGGUGGCGAGUGCCAUACUGCGAAAUUAUCAUGUCAAGCUUGUGCCUGGACACAAGGUCGAAUACAAACUAUCGCUAACGCUGUUCAUGAAAUACGGGCUGCGGGUUACGCUCCAUCCCCGCGUCACAGUUGCUUAUUGAGGAGGGGAGGUUAGGUGGGAGAAGACGACGGCAUUAUGGGUAUGUUUGACCUACAAGGAGACUAGGUUGUGAGUGUAUACCCUUCCCCCCCUUAUUUUUCCUUUGGCUGCAAAUACCGAUAAGCUCUUGACAAAGUGGGUAGUUAGGGAGCUACUUCGGCAGAUUAUAGAACACAAUUUCUAAGGUUGAAGCUAUUUGCUAGAUUUAGGCGUUGUCUCUGUUCUGAUAAGAAUUUCUAAGUGGUUGGCGCUGGCUUCGUCCGGGGCAUUGGUAUUACUUCAAGUGUAAAAAUGGCAAGUUGAAGAAACAGUGGCAUCCCCGACUAGGUCACCCGUUCGUGACAAUAUGAUCGAUUACUACCCAAUUAGUUGUGAUUCACUUGAGUGAUCAAAGAGAGAGAGAGAGAGAGAGAACGAGAGCGAGAGAGAGAGAGAUGUGAAUAAGGCUGUGGUGGGUGUCCGUUCACAUCCUAGCUGCCGUGGACAGCAGCAUUGUGAAAGUAGUCCUUGCAUGUACUCUAUGAAUAUAUACAUAUCGAUUACAGUUUAUUCUUUUA
Physcomitrium patens is the source of this 3347-nucleotide messenger RNA. RefSeq names its product cytochrome P450 86A8. Gene Ontology annotation, molecular function: heme binding; monooxygenase activity; iron ion binding. Lineage: Eukaryota; Viridiplantae; Streptophyta; Bryopsida; Funariales; Funariaceae. The record is from RefSeq and is a predicted model, not a curated record.